AUGCCCCCCCCCUCCUGUGUGUGUGUCCCCCAGUGGGCUUGCUCGUACGGGCGUCUUGGUGCUGUAGCGCUGCUGCUGGACAGGGGAGCGGACGUGAGUGCUACCGAUAACGAGUGCUGGACAGGCCUACACUGGGCGUGCCACACGGCAGCAACAGAUACGGCAAGGCUGCUGUUGGAGCGCGGCGCGCCAGCCGAUGAGAGGGACACUCAGGAAUGGACACCGCUGCAUGUCGCUUGCCACUCUGGAAGAACCGACACAGUGCGGUUUCUGCUGAGCGCUGGGGCUACCGUGUCUGCGAGAACGGACAAAAACUUGACAGCUCUGCAUAUCGCGUGCGAGAGCGGCUUUACCGACACAGCCAGGCUGCUGCUUGAUGCCGGGUUGCUCGUCUCUGCAGUAGACGAUGAGGCGUACUCGGCACUGCACCUGGCCUCGGCGGGGGGGCACACGGACGUGGUUCGUCUCCUGCUGCAGGCCGGUGCGGAGGGGGACUCUUCGACGGAGAGGAACCACAGGCCGUUGCACCUGGCGGCGCAAUACGGGCACAGUUCCGUUGUCCAUCUUUUGCUCGAGGCAGGGGCUGCUGUAGACGUUCGAGAUGACGGCAACUACACCCCGACACAUCUCGCGUGUACUUACGGACACACAGAAACUACCAGGCUUCUGCUGGAGUACGGAGCCGACGUCGAGGCCCUGGAUUCUGAGGAGUGGUCCCCCUUCCACUGGGCCUGCCAGCUGGGGAACGUUUACACCGCACGCCUCUUGAUGGCAAGAGGUGCCAACAGAGCGGCUCGUACCUCACGAGGACACCAGGCCCUGCACCUCGCGGCAGAGAACGGGCACACGGAGACAGUCAGGAUGCUACUCGACAACGGGGCCGACCCAAAUGCCAAGGACGAGGUCCUCUACACCCCCCUCCACUGGGCGGCCCAGUACGGACACCUCGAAGUGGCUUCCCUGCUCCUUGCUAAGGGAGCCGGGCCCAGCCACCAAGCCGACUAUCUCGACACACCCUUGCACCUAGCGUGUCUCCUCGGUCACGGUGCCGUGGUCUUGCUGCUGCUCGAGAACGGCGCAGAGCCUUCGGCGUUAGAUGAGGACGGGAAGCUACCGGAACAAGUGGUCGGAAUGGCGGAAGGGUCGAACAUCACCACAGCUGAAAAGGAAGCGAUAGCCGAAGCAGUCAUGGAGAGGCGAAGGCUCAUGUCGCCGGGAGGGGUGGGAGAGUCUGCGGGGAGUGCCAGCCUACCACACGCUCGACAAAGCGGCGGCGGCGGCGGCGGCGGGAGCUCGGAAAGGCUGUUACCGCUGCCGCGCUCGAUGGCCAUGGCUAGGGGUACAGCGCCGGUGACGUCGGAUCUGAUGAGCGGCCACUUCGCGUACGAAGAAGCUACAGAAGAAGAGGACGAUGACCAGGACGAUGACGAGGACGAGGAGGAAGAGGAGGGGAGUCAAGACGAGGGCGGGGGGUUGGCGAUGCAGGGGGUAGUGCACGCCAGAAGGCUACAACCACGCGACGGCAUGGGCCCCUCCUCGUCUGAAGAUGGGGGCCGCGGAAUGGCGGCGGGGGGAGGGGAAGCGGUAUCCCUCGCGGCUUCCUCCCAAGUUGGGGCCGUCCCGCCUUCUUCGCUGGGGGGAGGGGGGGCGGGAAGAGGGGGGGGUGGGGUGGGGGGGAGCUCGCGGGCAGGAAGGGGGGCCGGCAGGGGGGGGCACCAGAGGUCUUCCCGGGAGGAGCAGAUGGCCUCUUCACGGAGGCCAGCGUCAUCCCCGUCCCACGAUCACUCGCUGGCUGCGGCGGAACUAUCCCGCCUGAGGAUCGAGCUGGACCGAGCGCGGAAGUGCGUGGCCUGUCUCUCGAGAGAUCGAGACACGCUGCUGUUCCCCUGCAAGCACUUGGUGCUGUGUAGCCAGUGCUACACCCGCGUGGUGCGGCAGGCGGAGGACGACGCGGUGGGGGUGGACGCGGCGGCGGGAAUAGGCGGGCCCCCCGGGGUGCUCGGGACCGGGCGAUGCCCCACCUGCCGGGCGGACAUCUGCGGGCAUCUCAGCGGGAUAGUGAUCAACUAA
Messenger RNA from Ectocarpus siliculosus, 2070 nucleotides. NCBI's taxonomy places the organism in Eukaryota, Phaeophyceae, Ectocarpales, Ectocarpaceae. The record is from the annotation of a GenBank genome assembly.